AUGGAGUACGCUUCCAGCAUACAGAAUGAAUUGGACGACUUGAAGCCAUCGCUUUUCGAGCUUCUGGCUGAGGAACAACUCUCCUCGCUCCUUCCCCCCUCAAUCCGUUACCUACUAGCAGUCGCGACCCAUCGACAUCCCCGGUAUCUUCUCCGAAUCCUCAAUAAUUUCGACGAGCUCUAUGCGCUUGUAUCACUCGUGGUAGAGCGAUACUAUCUCCGAACCUUUGGCGGCUCAUUUACCGAAAACUUCUACUCCCUCAAGCGCGAACGUGUUCUCUUCACAAAGAAUGGCGAGGUACCCCGAGCACAGAUUGGCGCUGCGACAGCAGUCCGAGAGACCCUCAGGCUGCGUACGUCUGAUGUGUGGAAAAACUUAGCCAUCAUGGUGGGACUUCCAUAUCUCAAACGCAAACUCGACGAAAGCUACGAUAUCCAUGUCGUGCCGCAAUCGUCCUCCCUACUCGGUGGACCAAGAUACAGCCGCCACGACGAUUUGCCCCCGAAUCCGACAAUUAAACAGCGUAUGAUGUUUUAUUAUAAAUGGUUCCUUCGGAAUAUAUAUCCAUCUGUGAAUGCGGCGUAUUACUUCUCUAUACUUGCAUUUAACCUUGCAUAUCUCUUCGAUAACACAAAAUACUCCUCGCCGUUCCUAUGGUUGAUCGGAACGCGCAUUCGUCGCCUGGGACCAGCCGAUCACCGCGCCAUUGCAAUGGCCAUGCAAUCAAAGCCUAGUAAUAGCGCUCGUCAACGUCCCGGUUCAGGACUUCUAGGACUAUUGAGUCCCCAAAAUGUAUACCCCCAACUCCUACAAUCAUUACGAUUUUUCCUCCCAGCAUCAAUAUUUGCCCUCAAAUUCCUCGAGUGGUGGCACGCAAGCGACUUUUCGCGACAACUAGCCCGCAAAGUCACUGAGACGCUCGAUUUACCAGCUCCAGUGGUGACUGGUAUGACAGACCCGUCAUUGAAGAAAAAAGCCACGACCACGACGACAGCAUCUCCUUCACCCAACUUAAAACCAGCUAUCAAAGCCUCGCCAUCCCGCCGCCAACCACCCAUUUCAUCAACUUCCUAUCUCCCCAUCUUUACAGUCCCAAUUCCGGCUCCGGAUUCAGAUAAUGCAGGCGCAUGCCCCAUCUGUCUCAACCCUCUCACGAACCCUACCGCAUGUCAAACAGGAUAUGUAUUUUGCUACAGCUGUGUGUUUAGAUGGUUGAAUGGUGAUCACGAACGACAAAUAGAUUUCAUGAAUGGUGUAGAUGGCGGCGCAGCGUGGGAUGCUCCUGAUGAAGGGGACGAGGAUUCUGGAGAAAAUGGCCAAAAUAAUGAUAAAGCUAAAGCAGAUGGGAACAAUGCUUCUACGGAGUCGAAUAAGAGUCGGGAAGGAAAGUGGGAGAGUGGAAAGGGAAGAUGCCCUGUGACGGGUCGGAGGGUGUUGGGAGGUACGGAUUGUUUGAGAAGAGUUUUAGUUUAG
Talaromyces marneffei is the source of this 1473-nucleotide messenger RNA. RefSeq lists its product as uncharacterized. The coding region runs from base 1 to 1473 and encodes 490 amino acids. The transcript has 2 exons. The record is from RefSeq and is a predicted model, not a curated record. NCBI's taxonomy places the organism in Eukaryota, Fungi, Ascomycota, Eurotiomycetes, Eurotiales, Trichocomaceae. Gene Ontology annotation, biological process: protein import into peroxisome matrix; protein monoubiquitination. Gene Ontology annotation, molecular function: protein binding; zinc ion binding; ubiquitin-protein transferase activity. Gene Ontology annotation, cellular component: peroxisomal membrane; peroxisomal importomer complex.